Styela clava is the source of this 1839-nucleotide messenger RNA. The record is from RefSeq and is a predicted model, not a curated record. Lineage: Eukaryota; Metazoa; Chordata; Ascidiacea; Stolidobranchia; Styelidae.
CUGAUACAUAAUUUUAAGUGUUUGGAAAACGCAAGAUGAAACUUUUCCAUGUUCCAGCAAGAUAUGUUCUGGCUUUGAUGGGAUUUUGGGGGACCUUUACCCAAAUCCUAUUCAAACAAAAUAUAAGCGUUGCAAUAAUUGAGAUGGUAGAUUUUGCUGGCUUAGAAAAUUUCAGCACCUCAACUCAGAACAGUACAUUAACGUCAGAUACGAACUGGACGACUCAACAGAAUCUUCUCGAAAUUCCAGAAUGUCCUGAUAUGGGGGCAGAAGCAGAUUCCAAUCGUACGAGUUUAAAGGACGAAUUCAAAUUUCUAUGGACUGGUUCACAACAAGGUCUUGUGUUGGGAAGCUAUUCUUACGGAGUUGUUGUAUCCUUAGUCGCCAUGACAUCACUCAGUCGUAAGGUCGGCCACGUCCGUUUGCUUGGGUAUUGCAUUUUUGCUACUUCGAUUUUAACUAUCCUUACACCAGUAGUUACGGAGGCAGGAGGGUACAUCGCAUUAGUCGUGCUGAGAGCAUGUUGUGGAAUACUUUCGGGUCAUACAAUAUCUCAGUUGUUCGGGCUUGCAGGAAUAUGGUCACCUCCACAAGAACGAAGCAAAAUUGUUUCUUUCAUGUUAGCUGGAGCUCCAAUAGGCCAAAGUUGUUUUAUGCCUGUUGCUGGGGUACUUGCAGGAUCAUUGGGAUGGAAGUCGGUCUUCUACGUUACAGGUGGAUGUGGAGUUUGUUGGUCCAUAUUAUGGUUAAUUCUGAUACACGAAACUCCAGAAAAACACCCCAGAAUUUUAGACUCAGAAAAAAGAUAUAUAACUUCGUCUUUAAGCCACCGACAGCAAAGUACGGAAAAGAGAAAUAUACCGUGGCUGAAGAUGCUCAAAUCCCGUCCACUAUAUUGUCUUGUUGCUGUUCAUUUUUGCAGCGUAUAUGGUAGAACAACAUUCCGAUUGUUGCUCCCAACUUAUCUCAGAACUGCCCUGAAAUUCGACGUGAAGACGAGUGGAAUCUUGAGCGCUGUCCCAUUUGCAUUGGCUGGUCUCUUACUAUUUGUAUGUGGACCCCUUGCCGAUUAUUUUAUUUUGAAAGGAAUUCGACCAAUUAUUGUAAGGAAAAUCUUUACUGGUUUUGGUAUGGUCCUUUCGUGUGUAGCUGUAGUAAUUUUAAUAUACUCUGGAUGUAACGUAGUACAAGUAAUAUCAAUGGUGACUAUAACAAUUGCAAUGGACUCGUUUGCUGUACCUGGUUUCAAAUCAUGCCUUAUUGAAAUAUCACCCGAGUUCAGUGGAAUCAUUUUUGGUAUGAGUGCUACGAUAGCAAACUGUUCUGGAAUUUUGGCGCCACAAAUCACAGGAGUUUUAAGGGAUGCAUAUGGUUAUUUUGGAUGGCAAAUUGCUUUUUGGAUUGCUGCUGCUGCAUAUCUCUUCGGAGGUUUGGAAUUUUGUAUAUUUGGAACCAAUGAAAGACAGGUCUGGAAGAAGCCGAAUAACCAUCAAUCUUCCGUAAUGACACUGACCGAAAACAUAUAAUGGAUCUUGUUUGUAGCACAUCGACAGCCUGUUAUUACAGUUAAAAAUCGAUUACCACUUUCUUGUACUACAUGUUUAGGAAGGUCAUUGCGCCAAAAUUUGUGAGCUUCUCACCUGGGCAAUGCCGACUGCCAAUCACCCCUCGCGUUAUGAAAACAGAACUCGAAGUCUGCCAGCCAUGUCAUGUAACCGUGAACGUAACAAAUAUAUUGAAUUACAAGGUUAAAAAAAGGUACUCCCGAAGUUUGCGCACCAAGAUGUCGCACAACCCGAACCCUAACCUGGUACACAGACUGAGUUCAGGUUGGUGCGC